AGUUAAAGAUGAAACAAUUUGUGGUGUUAGCGCUGAUCAGCAGUCUCCUCUUGGCCUAUGUCUGUGCCCAUCCCUUGGAGCCCGAACAGACUCAACAGCAGCUGACUCUGGAGGAUGUGGAUGCGCAGCCAAUCGAUGAUGGCGCUGGCAAGCGAGUAGCUCGCUUCUUUGGCGGUGGACGCGGUGGCUACUGCUGCGGUGGAGGAGGCGGUGGAUUCCGUCGCGGUGGCUUCGGUCGUGGCGGUGGCUACGGAGGACGUGGUGGCGGCGGCGGCGGCUUUGGCGGCAGUGCAUCAGCCUCGGCUUCGGCAUCGGCCAGUUCCAGCUUCGGCGGUGGCUUUGGUUACGGCAAAUAACCACAACGCUUUGAUUUAAAAAUAGAUGCAAUUAGACGAAAAGAAACUAAAAUAAAUUCAUAAACGUGAAACCAAAAAUAAACAA
Molecule: messenger RNA, 441 nt
Organism: Drosophila albomicans
Lineage: Eukaryota; Metazoa; Arthropoda; Insecta; Diptera; Drosophilidae
Exons: 1
Coding region: 9-356 (115 amino acids)
Source: RefSeq, a predicted model, not a curated record